CCUGUCGUGACGCUUUUAUCACGCUUUCUGAAAAUUGUUGUCACGCAAUGUUGUGUCGAGUUGGUUUUCGGCUCAGUUCCUUAACAACAUGUAGACUACUUUCACGUCAUCUUACAAAGAUGGCUACAGUUCCGGUCAAAACAUCAAUUGGGUGUAUGGAGUUUGGAAGGCAAUGUGCUGCAGAUCAGGCCAAGCAGUUUAUAAACAUCUGUAUGGAACAUGAUGUCUAUGAUUUUGACACUGCUUAUGGGUACAGUGGUGGCAAGAGUGAAGAAAUUAUGGGAGAUAUGGACUGUCUGAAGGAUUCCAAGGUGUUUAUUGCCACAAAGGCAAAUCCUUGGGGAAAAGGCCUGGUAUUUGACAGUGUUUUGGAACAGCUGAAUGAAUCUCUUAAAAGACUGAAGAGAGACUCUGUGGACUUAUUUUACCUCCAUGCGCCAGAACAUACCACACCCAUUGAGGAGACACUUGACGCUGUCAAUCAACUUUAUGAAGAAGGCAAAUUUGAAUCCUUUGGUCUCUCAAAUUAUUCAUCCUGGCAAGUGGCAGAAAUUUAUUACCUGUGCAAGAUGAACAACUACCCAGUACCAACUGUGUAUCAAGGGAUGUACAAUCCUGUUACAAGGGAUAUAGAGAGAGAACUUUUUCCAUGCUUGAGAAGAUUUGGAAUAGCAUUCUAUGCUUAUAACCCACUACGUCAAUCGUUUUUGGAAGAAGCCGUUAUUUGAUUUACUUGACAAACUCAGAGGAACACUGGAUCGUAUUUAUGGUGAAGGAAAAGUGACUUUGAUUGACGCCUCUCUUAGAUGGAUGUACCACCACUCCAAAUUAGACGGCGCCUGUGGAGAUGCUGUUAUUAUUGGAGCUUCGUCAGUGAAACACUUGGAGGAAAAUCUGAAAAGUACGAAACACGGGCCCUUACAUGAAGAUGUUGUGGAACUUUUUGAAGAGACCUGGGGCAUACUUCAAGGCGACUGUCCGUUGUAUUUCCGCUGAAUUGACAUUUUGGUCACCGAAGGCUCGUUCGACCUUUGUAAUCGUGUCGUAAAGUUACCUUUUCCUAGAAAUAGUCGCAUGGGAACUAGGGAUUAAAACUUACAUUAGUGGAGUAGGGCGAAAGACAACGAGGUACAUGUGAUAGAUAUAAGAAAGGAGUGUGACGACUUAAAAAGAAUUUCUUGAAUAAUUUCCAAAGUCAUCCUCGCGUUGGUUUGAAUAAACAACUUAAAAGUGCUCAUCUUAGACCGGUGGUAACGAAAGGUUUUUGAAAAGGUUGAAUAGCGACAGAGCUGAAUAAUGAAAUGCUAUGUCAGCGGGUUGCCGUCAACAACGCGGGCUCAAGUGUCUUAGGUCUAAA
Stylophora pistillata is the source of this 1357-nucleotide messenger RNA. RefSeq names its product aflatoxin B1 aldehyde reductase member 2. Lineage: Eukaryota; Metazoa; Cnidaria; Anthozoa; Scleractinia; Pocilloporidae. Gene Ontology annotation, molecular function: oxidoreductase activity. The record is from RefSeq and is a predicted model, not a curated record.